GUUGUUUGUUAAUAGUGUUUCAUAUAUAGGUGAAAAUGACCAAACGAAAACAAGAUUUACAAAUUCCGGCAGAGGAAUCAGAUCUUUUGUCGAUAACACCGCUGGGCGCCGGGCAGGAGGUGGGUAGGUCAUGUAUAAUGUUAGAAUACAAAGGGAAGAAGAUAAUGUUAGACUGUGGGAUACAUCCUGGACUCAAUGGAAUGGAUGCUUUGCCUUUUGUAGAUAUUGUGGAUACUGAUGAAAUAGAUCUCCUUCUUGUUUCACAUUUCCAUUUAGACCACUGUGGAGCCCUACCUUGGUUUUUGUUAAAAACAAGUUUCAAAGGGAGAUGUUUCAUGACGCAUGCAACUAAAGCUAUCUAUAGAUGGCUUGUUUCUGAUUAUAUUAAAGUGAGCAAUAUAUCAACAGAACACAUGUUAUACACUGAAAGUGAUCUUGAAGCAAGUAUGGAUAGAAUAGAAACAAUAAAUUUUCAUGAAGAAAAAGAGGUAGGAGGUAUUAAAUUUUGGGCAUACAAUGCAGGCCAUGUUCUUGGAGCAGCCAUGUUUAUGAUUGAGAUUUCCGGAGUAAAGAUUUUAUAUACUGGAGACUUCUCAAGACAAGAGGACAGGCACUUAAUGGCAGCAGAAAUACCAUCAGUAAAACCAGACAUUCUAAUAACUGAAGCUACAUAUGGAACCCAUAUUCAUGAAAAGAGAGAAGAAAGAGAAGCAAGGUUUACAACAUUAGUGCAUGAAAUUGUAAAUAGAGGUGGACGAUGUUUGAUUCCUGUUUUUGCUUUAGGAAGAGCUCAAGAACUGCUGUUGAUUUUGGAUGAAUAUUGGAGUUUACAUCCUGAACUUCACGACAUUCCAAUAUAUUAUGCUUCCUCUCUAGCCAAAAAGUGUAUGGCAGUGUACCAAACUUAUAUAAAUGCAAUGAAUGAAAAUAUAAAAAGGCAAAUAGCAGUAAAGAACCCAUUUGUAUUCACACACAUAUCAAACUUGAAAGGGAUAGAUCAAUUCGAUGACAUAGGACCGUGUGUAGUAAUGGCUUCGCCUGGUAUGAUGCAGAGUGGCCUUUCACGAGAAUUAUUUGAAUCGUGGUGCACUGAUGCUAAAAAUGGAGUUAUUAUAGCAGGUUAUUGUGUUGAAGGAACAUUGGCUAAGACUAUUCUCUCAGAGCCGGAAGAAAUAGUGACACUAAAUGGACAAAAAUUACGUUUAAAUAUGUCAGUUGCGUAUAUAUCAUUUUCAGCACAUACAGAUUACCAACAGACUAGUGAUUUCAUAAGACAGUUGAAACCUCCACACAUUGUAUUGGUGCAUGGUGAGCAGAACGAAAUGAGUCGUUUGAAAUCUGCUUUGCAAAGGGAAUAUGAAGGAGAUCCUGAAAAUGAUAUAAAGAUUUACAAUCCUCGAAAUACUGAGUCAGUUGAACUGUAUUUCAGAGGAGAAAAAAUUGCUAAAGUGAUGGGAUCAUUAGCUGUGGAACCUCCAAAAGCAGGUGAGAAAUUAUCAGGUAUAUUAGUUAAACGAGAAUUUAACUAUCAUAUAGUUUCAGCGAAGGAUCUGUCAAAAUAUACAAAUCUAAGCAUCAGUUCUGUUAUACAACAACAACACAUUCCUUUUACAGGAUCUUUUGCAAUACUUCGUUCAAUGCUACAGCAUAUUGCAUCUCCACUCGUUCCAGUAGAAAUGAAAAAGUUAAUAGCUUUUGAUGCAAUAGAUAUCACUUUAAAUAAAAAAUCCGUAACUAUUCAGUGGGUAGCUAAUCCAGUAAAUGACAUGUUUGCAGACUGUAUAGUAUCGACAAUACUUGAAUCUGAAACAAUCAAUCCCAGGAUUGUUCCUGCUAAUGUCCACAUGAAAAUGGAUCGUAUGCAUUUUAAGGAAUGCGUCAUAGAGAUGCUACAGGACAUGUUUGGAGAAGAAUGUGUUCCUAAAAUAUUUAAAGGAGAUAAACUUCAUGUUACAGUUGACAACAAAAAGGCUAACAUUGAUUUGUUGCAACUUGAAGUGAAGUGCAAGGAAGAUGCGACACUACAGCAAGUUGUACAGACUGCCAUCAUUAGGCUUUAUGAUGCUCUUACACCUACUUCAACCUACCUCAAGCUACCAGCUACAGAAAAUUCAGAAGAAGCAGUAAAAAUUUCCUAGAGCAAUAGGUUAUAGGCAUUGGUUGUAUUAUUUUACCGAAAGUAAGAGGCCCAAAAUUUAGAGGGACCAAAAGUGUAAAUAUGCUCAAGUAUGAAAUUUAUAUUUUUCUCAGUUACAAACUAUUUUCUGCUUAAAAAUCAGUUGUGAUUAGUUUUCUGAGAAUCAAAAAUAUAAGAUACUUUUAUGACUGUAAAAAAAUAAAUAUAAACUUAUUAAAGGAGUUAUGAAACUACCUACGUUGUGUAAAUAUAUAUUAUAAAAUGUGAGCAUUGAAUUAUUUAUACCUAAUUAUUUUUAAUGAUUGUGAAAAGGGAAAGUCUCAAAUGUUAAGUAAAUAUAUGUACAUACCUAAAGUAUUAAUAAUCAAUGUUAACUAGUGUUAAAAUGUUCAAAAAAUUUCAUAACAGGCACUUAUUAAAAAAAGGAGAAAUAUAACGUAUAUAG
Messenger RNA from Nezara viridula (southern green stink bug), 2582 nucleotides. NCBI's taxonomy places the organism in Eukaryota, Metazoa, Arthropoda, Insecta, Hemiptera, Pentatomidae. The record is from the annotation of a GenBank genome assembly.